AUGGCGGCGGCGGCGGCGGCGGCGGUGACUCAGGCGAGCAGGAGGGAGCGGCAACAGGCGCAGGGCGACCCUAACGGGUGUGGGGCCUCGGAGCUCAGUGCAGGCUCCGGCGCAGGCCCGGGUCAGGCGCUGGGCAGCCGCGGUGUGUUCAGGCGUCGCUCGCUCACAUCCACAUCCGCAGCAGCCACCGCUUCCUCCUCCCUGCCCCUUCCCCCACGUCCCUCCACCGGCGCCGCGCGGAGCACGCCGGGUAACGCGCCUGGCGGCGUCGCCGAGUCAUCCCCGUCUGGCGCCGCUUUGAGCUCAGCCUACGUGCCUUUUCCUUUCCCGCUCCAUUGCCCAAAGUGUAGGCGAAGCCAGCGUGAAGGACUGAAACCAAAAUGGGGCGGGGUAGGAAGACUUCACUCCCUACCAUUUAGAGGCCUUGAAAACAUGGAUCAAGUCUUAAUCAUCGUUUAUACCAGAGGUCCGCCGCACCUGGGCCAUGGACCAGUACCAGUCUGUGCCUGUUAGAAACUGGGCUACACAGCAGGAAGUGAGUGACAGGCGAG
This is a messenger RNA of Cebus imitator (Panamanian white-faced capuchin), 551 nucleotides long. RefSeq lists its product as uncharacterized. The transcript is spliced from 4 exons. The record is from RefSeq and is a predicted model, not a curated record. The coding region runs from base 1 to 513 and encodes 170 amino acids. NCBI's taxonomy places the organism in Eukaryota, Metazoa, Chordata, Mammalia, Primates, Cebidae.